Cercocebus atys (sooty mangabey) is the source of this 4448-nucleotide messenger RNA. RefSeq names its product leucine rich repeat containing 66 (gene LRRC66). Gene Ontology annotation, molecular function: protein binding. Gene Ontology annotation, cellular component: extracellular matrix. The record is from RefSeq and is a predicted model, not a curated record. The transcript is spliced from 5 exons. Lineage: Eukaryota; Metazoa; Chordata; Mammalia; Primates; Cercopithecidae. The coding region runs from base 888 to 3707 and encodes 939 amino acids.
AGAGGUUGUGGUGAGCCGAGAUGGUGCCAUUGCACUCCAGUCUGGGCAACAAGAGCGAAACUCCAUCUCAAGACUAUGGCUCAGAGGAAAAGGCAUUGAACUUGAACUGGGAAUGAACUGAAAGUGAAUUUCAGCAUGCGAUAUGCAUAGAUCAUUCUUUGCACAAGCCACAUCUUUUAGUGGCUCCACAUGAACUUAUCAGGCUAGGUCAUACGUUUACCUAGAUAACACAGGCUUUGAAUACCAACCUGAGGGAUUUGGACUAUAGGCGAAAUAAUAUAGGGAAAACAUUAUUGUAGGAAAAUAAUCCUUUGGAGUCACCUAGGAUGGAUCACGAAGAAGAAAAGUCAAGAAGCAGAGGCAAGAAACUCAGUUAAGUCAUUUUAGUGUUUCAGACUGCUGCAGUGAUGAAAACUAAACUGAGUGCCAUUAGAACAGAGGAAGGGAUGAUUUCUUGGAAACUCAUAUACUCAUUAAUGGAUUAUUUGUACACAGUGGUUUUUAAGUGGAAUUUAGUUUAAAACAUCACAAAAAUUACCCAUUUUUAAAAUUACUUUUAUGAUACAUUCAGGAAUUGUAACACACUUCUUUUAUAAAAACUUUCAAUUUCUUCUAAAAAAUUUUUGGUACAAAAGAUACUCAGUGUUUCUGUAUCUUAUUACAUCUUCAUGGUUCAGAGCCAGAACAUGUAUUUGAUAACACAUUAUGUUGUAUAUAUCUAAAUGAUUUCAUAAUGAUUUGAAAAGUCACAAAAGCCACACAGCAAAGCUUGUAAUUCUUCUAGUUAUGAAAAAUAAGAGCCUCUUUUGUGAGUUGAACUUUUUAGUCGUAGAGUUAUGGAGGGUCAUGGUUUAGGGUAACUGAUUGUCAUUUAUGUAAUAAACCACAUGGUUGAUUACGAUGUUGUAGAUAAGCAUAGUAGACUUUGCUCUGUAUUAAUGGCCUGCAAGGAAACAGGGAAGUCUUUAAUCUUGGUAAGGUUUCAUUCAUCCCAAAGCACACUGCAGAGUGAACAAUACUGGAAAAGCAGAUGCAGAGGCAUUAUGAAAAACCUCUGUUUCAGAGUCAUUACCAUAGUUAUAGGUCUUUAUUUUACUGGAAUAAUGACAAAUGCAUCAAGAAAAAGUAAUAUUUUAUUCAAUUCUGAAUGCCAAUGGAAUGAAUAUGUUCUGACAAAUUUUUCUUUUACCGGAAAGCAUGAUAUACCUGUGGACAUACCACAAACAGCAGACACUGUGGAUGUAAGUUUCAGUUUCUUUAGAGUUAUCUUACAGUUUCACAUGAAAAAAGAAGAGUGGAAAAUAAAACAUCUGGACCUCAGUAACAAUCUCAUAUCAAAAAUAACCUUAAGCCCUUUUGCAUACUUACAUGCUUUGGAAGUGUUAAACCUGAGCAACAAUGCCAUCCACUCCCUCUCCUUGGAUCUACUCAGUCCUAAGUCCUCAUGGGUGAAACGCCACAGAAGCAGCUUCAGAAAUAGGUUUCCAUUGCUGAAGGUGCUCAUUCUUCAAAGAAAUAAACUCAGUGACACUCCCAAGGGACUGUGGAAACUGAAGUCAUUGCAGAGUUUGGAUCUGUCAUUCAAUGGGAUAUUGCAAAUAGGGUGGUCUGAUUUUCACAACUGCCUGCAACUGGAGAAUCUCUAUUUAAAGAGCAACAAGAUAUUCAAAAUUCACCCACAAGCCUUCAAAGACCUCAAAAAAUUACAGGUCAUAGACCUCAGCAACAAUGAUCUGUCCACCAUCCUACCAAUGAUGAUCAUAGCUUUAGAAUUUCCCCAUCUAAUGGUUGACUUGGCUGAUAAUCACUGGCAGUGUGAUGAUAGUGUGACAGUCUUUCAAAAUUUUAUUUCUGAAUCCUGGAGGAAAACGUGGAAUGUCAUUUGCAACAGGUCUAUAGGGAGUGAGGAGGCCAAUGGGGGUACUCCCCAGAGCAGGAUUUCCAGGGAAACCAGCCUUCCUCCCAUUCAUCUGCAUCCCGUGAAAAGCCUCAUAAGGAGCAAAGCAGAGAGGCCCCAGGGAGGAAGGCACAUGGGUGUUUCCACUCUGGGGAAGAAGGCAAGGACCAGCUCUGGUCUCAGGGAGAAGCAGAGAUGGCUGCCAGGGAGUGUUAGAAGCAGGCGCGAUGUGCAGGCUGCCGGCAGAAAGGAGGACGCUCCCCAGGACCUGGCUCUGGCAGUGUGCCUGUCAGUGUUCAUCACAUUCCUUGUCGCCUUCUGCCUGGGGGCUUUCACAAGGCCUUAUGUUGACAGACUGUGGCAACAAAAGUGCCAGAACAAAAGCCCUAGCCUGGACAACGCGUGUUCAAACGAGGGCUUUUACGAUGACAUCCAAGCUGUGGGGCACACACCACACCCAGAGUCCCAUCUGCGCCAAGCAUUUCCUCAUCUAAGCCUCUACAAGAACCAGACCCCUUUCUGGGCGACACAGCCACACUCACAUGCCACCAUAAUUCCUGAUAGAACUCUGGGAAGCAGCAGGAAGGAUCCUGGCAGUCCGCAGAGCUCAGGACAGUGUGGGAACAACACCGGGACAGGAAGUGGAAAUGAUAGUGCAGUCUAUUCCAUUCUCCAGAGAUACCCACAUGCUGGUAACCAUGAACUAAUGUCAGCAACACAGGAUCACAUCCAUAGGAAUGAUGUUCUUGGAGAACGGACUUACGAAACUGUGGCCCAGGAAGAGUCUCUCAGUGCACAUUCAGUGGGCGUCUCUUCUGUAGCUGGCACGUCUCGUGCUGUCUCUGGCUCCUCUCACGCUGUCUCUGGCUCAAGCUGUUAUGAUUCCAAUGAAUUAGACCCAUCCCUCUCCGGAGAAAUGACAGCUUCCCUCUGUAAAAUGCUAACACAUGCAGAAGCACAGAGGAUUGGAGACAGUAAGGAAAGAGGGGGCACUGAACAGUCACUUUGGGACUUGCAGAUGGAAUUUUCUAAGGAAAGGCAAGUGAGUUCGUCCAUCGAUUUGCUGAGCAUACAGCAGCCAAGGCUCUCGGGGGCAAGUGCUGAGGGAGCACUUUCAGCCCACUACAGCGAGGUUCCACACGGUGACCCAAGAGACACGGACCCAUCAGUCUUUCCUCCAAGAUGGGAUGGUGGCCUGGAUAUCACUCCUUCUAACAAGGAACCAGUGCAGAAAUCCACUCUUUCUGACACUUGCUGUGAGUUGGAGAGUGACUGUGACUCUGAUGAGGGGUCUCUGUUCACUCUGAGCUCCAUAAGUUCAGAAGGUGCGAGGAGCAAGACUGAAGAGGCAGCACCUGACGAGGAGCCCCUGCAGGACGAGAGCUCUGGGGCAAGCAAGGACAAUGUGACGGCUAUAGACAGUCUUGAGGACAAUGUCACCUUCCAGACAAUUCCAGGGAAAUGCAAGAAUCAGGAAGAUCACUUUGAAAAAUCUCUCAUUUCCACUCCAGACUCUGGUGUGUACAAGACUCAUCUGGAAAAUGCCUCUGACACUGACAGAUCUGAGGGCCCAUCACCCUGGCCCAGGUCACUGGGGAAUAGUCCCUUAGGGGAUAAGAUUCCGGGCAUGUUUACUUAUAAUUAUGACACAGCUUUUCAAUCCAAGGCAGCAGAAUGGCAUUGCUCACUUAGAGACUUAGAAUUUUCUAAUGUGGAUGUUUUACAACAAACACCACCAUGUUCUGCUGAAGUUCCCUCAGAUCCUGAUAAGGCUGCCUUCCAUGAAAGAGACUCAGACAUUUUAAAAUAAGAAACUUUCAUUAAGGAAAUAUUCACAGCUCUAAACAAUAUUCCUUUCAUGAUCAUGGCAGGGGAAAACUAAAACCUUCACAACAAGAUCCUGAAGGAGACAACAUGAAUUCCAACCAGGUGGACACUGAUGCAAAUGAGGGUUUUGUGGGCCCACUUGAGGAGGAUGAUUCUAGAAGGGUUAUAAGCUAAACACACUUGUUAACAUCCUGUGGGGAUGAACCUGCUCUUCAGUGUGAAAGAGAAAGAGGGGAAUAUUUUGAGAUCAUUCCAAGAACCAUGCACCAUUAUUACAAGAGCUCCCAAAUGAAACCAGUUCACUAAGAACACAGGAGCACUUCAUCAAUAGGUUGGGAUAAAUAUUCAGAAGAUAAUCUGUUGCAGUUAGACAAAAUGAUUCUAACUUUCCUUCUCAAAUACAGACGUGGAACAAUCUGAUGGGAUUUGGCUCUCUGAAAAGAACAGCUUUAGGAUGACAAAGACAAGGAUGUUCAACUUUAUCAUCAAAGAGAAUUCAAGUGACAUUUUUUCAUACAUAUUGAAGCACUUAAAUGGAAAUGCUGGAUAGAUUUUAAUGAAUUCUGAACGCACACUAGCACAACUUUUUGGAGGCUGAUCAUGAAACUGCAAAAUUGAGAAAAUUCUGAGUAAUUAUAAAUGUUUUUAAAUAAGUUAUGUUAAAAGAGAAGUGGGACCACUUUUUAGAACGAAGUGUAAAUUAAAAAAUCAAUUUUCAAGAAAA